CCAUAAAAUUUCAAUUUUAGGUAUGCAAAAUACACAUAGUACAUUUAUCCUUUACAAGAAGAACUUGAUACAAUUCCAUUACCACCUGAAGCAAAGGAGUUUGAGAACAUGCCCAAAGCCCAGUGUACAACCUGCAAGAAAAUGGUUCCUCUUCAGAUUCUUCCAUUACAUAUCAAGGAAUGCAAGACAGAAUUUGUAGAUUUGUCCUCUUCUGCGGAAGAGGAAAGCUGCAACGAAGAACGUGAAGAUGAAUUACCAGAUUCCAUUAGCAGCCAGGAAGGCAAGUCAGCAGAAUGUCCUGUGUGCAACAAUGCAUUUCAAGCUGACAUAAUUGAGAUCCAUGCAGCCACAUGCGGAUUACGACCUACAGAAAAUGACGGCCAUGAGUCAAGUGGAUCAGUGCCAGUCAGUCAAAUCAGUACCUUUCAAAGGCCUGCUUUCAUCCCUUACAAUUUCACCAGUAUAGGAGUGCUGAGGAAAUCUUGGAUUGGAUCGCUUUACAAGUUAAUGAAACAGACACAUUUUCCAUCUGUGUGUCGAGAACUGACUUCUUCAGCAGAGGCAUGCAACAAUGGCAGCGGCAGAAGAAGACAUCACCCAAAUGUAGACUUAAGGUCACAUUCUUUGGCAGGCAUCGACACUGGGGCCCUUAGCAGAGAAUUCCUCACAGAAAUGCUAGCAGAGAUUGAAAACAGACUCUUUGUUGGAGGGCCAGAUAAGAAAGGGAAGAAUCCUGUGUAUUGUCUCAACAGUUUGGACUCUAACUACUUCAGGAGUGCAGGAGAGGUCAUGGCAGCUAGCCUGGCACAAGGCAGACCUUGUCCUAACUUCACGCGCGAGUGGUGCUUCAAAUAUCUCUGCUCCGGUGACUCCGACAGCAUUCUAGUGUCUGCCAGUGAUGUAACAGAUUAGAACUGUCACUGCUUAUUGAGAGGAUAAACAGCGCCACUAAUGAUAACAUCAGUGACCUGGUCGAUGAUAUUGUGACCUGCGGAUACACUGGACUCAUGUCCAUUGAAAAAAGAGACAGCAUGAUCAGAACUGUCAUACUUCACUCCACCAUGAGAGUCCUCCCCAUGCUUGACCAGCUCAGAAAAGGCCUGCAGCUGUAUGAUCUCCCAAAAGUCAUGAAGAGUCAUCAAGAUCUCUGCCAAAAACUGUUCAUUCCAGGGGAAGAUGAUGAGGCGGAUGCAGCCUUCCUUCUGGAGAUCAGCUCCGUCCUGUCUACAGUGAAACUGGUUCUGCCAAGCACCAAAAGGAAGUAAACAUCAUGAACUUUCUCCAGGACUUCUUCCAGGACAUUGAGGAUUCUGAACAUGAGGGCCCCAGCAACAGCAGCGUUACUCCAGAAGGCUUGACUGUAGGAUGACUGGACAACGACACAAGCCUGUUCUGCCAAGUGAGAAGGACUUUGUCAUAAAUAUGAAAUUCCACCAUGACUGUGACACAGAACACACAGUUUGUUUUCCAACUGUAAGCACCUGCAGUCGUACAGUCACAUUCCCUUCAGCUCACCUGAAAACAUACAGUGAAUUCAAUAACAUUAUGACACUAGCCGUACGCCACGGGCAAACUUUUGACAGGGUGUAGCCACUCAGAUUAAAGGAAAACAACUAGAACUGCAACAUUUCAUUCUUUCAUCAUUUUAUUUGACAACUUCCUGUUUGUCAUCUUUUUUUGUUUUCACUGUUACAAAACCAUUGCUUUUCUAUUAAUGAUUGUUUACUCCAAAGUUAGUUUUUACCUCCAUGUUACUCUUCAGAAUACCCACAGUCAUUUUUUGUUUUUGAGUCAAGUUGGAAAAGUCACAAAUAUAAUUCUUAUGACUCUUGUGGAGAUUUCAUGGAAAAGUUUUAAAUAAAUGUUGGGACUCCUGUCUCAUGUUAAACUGAA
This is a messenger RNA of Epinephelus moara (kelp grouper), 1893 nucleotides long. RefSeq lists its product as uncharacterized. The transcript is spliced from 12 exons. Lineage: Eukaryota; Metazoa; Chordata; Actinopteri; Perciformes; Serranidae. Bases 109 to 912 code for a protein of 267 amino acids. The record is from RefSeq and is a predicted model, not a curated record. Gene Ontology annotation, molecular function: ubiquitin-protein transferase activity.